This is a messenger RNA of Cryptococcus wingfieldii CBS 7118, 1806 nucleotides long. RefSeq names its product mannosyl-oligosaccharide alpha-1,2-mannosidase. The coding region runs from base 1 to 1806 and encodes 601 amino acids. Gene Ontology annotation, cellular component: endoplasmic reticulum; membrane. Gene Ontology annotation, biological process: carbohydrate metabolic process; N-glycan processing. Lineage: Eukaryota; Fungi; Basidiomycota; Tremellomycetes; Tremellales; Cryptococcaceae. The transcript is spliced from 13 exons. The record is from RefSeq and is a predicted model, not a curated record. Gene Ontology annotation, molecular function: mannosyl-oligosaccharide 1,2-alpha-mannosidase activity; calcium ion binding.
AUGUCAGAAGUACGGCCCAGAAAAGGAGCCCAGUCCAAGGCUGCAGAGCAGCCCGGGAAAAAACUCAGCAAAGAGGAGAUCAAUGCGAAAGUCGGCAAUGUGCAGCUCAUGGGGACGGUAAGACUGGGCUUAUCGUGCCUUGGUCUUCUAGCUGUGCUGUGGUUUAGCUACAAAACUUUGACGCCCAUGCUUCAGUCGAAGCCUGUCGCCCAAUCCCAGACACGGCUGACUGGCACCCAGUACGGUUCAAUCAAAACAUCCGACGUCCCGAAACUGAAAGCUGGCGGCAAGCUCGAAGCUGACGUGCAGAAGAGGGAGGCUAUCAAAGAAGCGUUUGAGUGGAGCUGGCAUCCGUAUGAAAGACACGCUUGGGGAGCUGACGAGUACCAACCCCUGUCUCAAACCGGCUCAAACUUGACAGAGUCAGGAGGAGUAGGAUAUACAAUUGUCGACUCUCUCGACUCGCUUCUUCUGAUGGACCUCAUUCCCGAAUACCAGCGAGCCAGGGACUGGGUUCGUGACAACCUCCAUUUCGAUCGCGAUUCACAAUUCAACACUUUCGAGACCACUAUCCGGGUCCUUGGUGGGCUUCUUUCUGCCCACUACAUGUCGUCUACCCACGCAUCGCCCGAAAUUCAGGCCGACGCGUCUCUUUACCUCGACCUCGCAACAGACCUCGGCGAGCGUCUUCUCGGCGCCUUCUCUUCUCCAUCCGGUAUCCCUUGGUCUGGCAUCAACCUCGCCACCCGAGUUGGUAUUCCUGACAAGGAUAAUCAAGGUGUCGCUAGCUUGGCCGAGGCGGCUAGUUUGCAGUUGGAGCUCAAAUACUUGAGCCACCUCACUGGAGACUAUAUCUUCUGGAAGAAGGCCGAAAAGGUCACAGAAGUCAUUAGAAACCAGGCUAUCUUUGAUGGUAUCGCCCCAAUCUUUAUCAACCCAGUGAACGGUCAAUUCGUGGCAUCUGAGAUCCGAUUGGGCUCGCGUGGUGACUCUUACUACGAGUAUCUACUCAAGCAGUGGCUCCAGACCAACCGACAAGAGCCCGUCUACCGCGACAUGUACGACGAAGCCAUGGGCGGUAUCAGGAAACAUCUCAUCGGCAAGACCAAAAAGUCCAAUUUGAUCUUUACUCAAGAACUGCACCCCGCGCGUCACCCCAGAGAUCAAACGCAAAGCUGGCAAGUUGUGCCCAAGCAAGACCACCUUGUAUGCUUCCUGGGUGGAUCGUUCUUGCUCGGCGUGACGGAUGGUGGAAAGAAGGAGGUUGACUGGGAAAAGCUGGACAAGAGGGAUGAAGAGGACUUCCUGAUUGGACAGGGGAUUGUUGAGAGUUGUAUGAAAACCCACGAGACCGCCACUGGUCUGGCCCCCGAAAUUGCCAUGUUUGUACAAUGGAGUGACGACCGGGCUUCCGACCUUGAUUGGUAUAUCAAGCCGAACCAGAAUGGCGUUCUGAUUGACGGCCGCAACAUUCUCCGCCCGGAGACUGUUGAAUCCCUCUUCCUUGCUUACCGAGUCACUGGUGACCAAAAGUACCGUGAUUGGGGAUGGAAGGUCUUCCAGGCGUUCAACAAGUGGUGCCGUGUCGAGAAAGGAGGCUACGCUGGUAUCGAGGAUGUUCAGGCUAUGCCGCCCAAGCAGCUGGACAGGAUGGAAACGUUUUGGCUCGGAGAGACUCUUAAAUAUCUCUACUUGCUCUUUGACGACUCGGACCACAUCUCCCUUGACAAAAACAUCUUCAACACUGAAGCCCAUAUCCUUCCCGUCUUCGACUCCGAGUACUUCUCGCCUUUCUCCCAGUCAUAA